Messenger RNA from Oncorhynchus masou masou (cherry salmon), 1007 nucleotides. Its product is annotated as aquaporin-8-like. The transcript is spliced from 5 exons. Gene Ontology annotation, biological process: water transport; transmembrane transport. Bases 10 to 822 code for a protein of 270 amino acids. Gene Ontology annotation, molecular function: water channel activity. The record is from RefSeq and is a predicted model, not a curated record. NCBI's taxonomy places the organism in Eukaryota, Metazoa, Chordata, Actinopteri, Salmoniformes, Salmonidae. Gene Ontology annotation, cellular component: plasma membrane.
CCCAACACCAUGGCUCUCUAUGAGUCUAAGACCGAGCUCUGGGACCUGGACAUCAAUGUGAUCCAGCCAGAAGGGAAAGGUCCAGAUCCAGCCACAGAUGGAAACAGCAGUACCGAGCCGUUCAGGGAUGCGUUCCAACGUUAUAUCCAGCCCUGUCUGGCAGAGCUGCUGGGUUCAUCUCUGUUUAUCUUUGUGGGGUGUCUGUCUGUGAUCGAGAACACAGAGGGCACCGGAAGGCUGCAGCCGGCCCUGGCACACGGCCUGGCCCUGGGCAUCGUUAUCGCCGUGCUGGGGGAGAUCAGUGGGGGGCACUUCAACCCAGCAGUGUCUGUGUCUGUGUUUCUGAUCGGGGGUCUCAACAUAAUACUGCUGGUCCCCUACAUACUGGCUCAGAUGUGUGGAGGGAUGAUAGGGGCAGGACUAGCCAAGGUGAUUUCCCCAUCCAUGAACUAUGCCAAAGUUUCAGGGGCAGCAUUCGACACAGUGCAGGCCGACACCCAGAUAGUACCAGCCACAGUGGCAGAGGUGAUCAUGACUCUGUUCCUGACGAUGGUGGUGUGUAUGGGGGCCGUGAAUGGACGCACGCGCAGCCUGUUGGCCCCUCUCUGCAUCGGGCUGACCGUGACCGCAGACAUCCUGGCUGGGGGAGCAGUGUCUGGGGCAUGUAUGAACCCAGCUCGUGCCUUUGGCCCGGCCGUGGUGGCCGACUACUGGAGCUAUCACUGGAUCUACUGGGUGGGACCCAUGUCUGGAGCCCUGCUAACCGCCAGCUUCAUACGAUUACUGCUUGGGGAUGAGAAAACCAGAGUUCUCUUGAUGUGAUACAGAUGUAGGUUUCCAGUUCAAGUCCAGAAAAAAGUCAAUUUCCAAAAUCCACAUAAAUUCUAACAGUAUUUUGUGUUACUAUUUCCAUGUCUCUUAGUUUAAAAUAAUCUUACCAAUGUAACUUUAUUCUAUACCGGUAUAUAUAGAUUAUCUAUUGUCCAUAAAUGCAAUCUAUUUUAUUC